AUGGUCUCAACAUCUACCAGGUGUUCUAAGCAUCUCCUACACAUAUGGUCUCAACAUCUACCAGGUGUUCUAAGCAUCUCCUACACAUAUGGUCUCAACAUCUACCAGGUGUUCUAUGCAUCUCCUACACAUAUGGUCUCAACAUCUGCCAGGUGUUCUAAGCAUCUCCUACACAUAUGGUCUCAACAUCUGCCAGGUGUUCUAAGCAUCUCCUACACAUAUGGUCUCAACAUCUACCAGGUGUUCUAA
Danaus chrysippus (African queen) is the source of this 249-nucleotide messenger RNA. The record is from the annotation of a GenBank genome assembly. Lineage: Eukaryota; Metazoa; Arthropoda; Insecta; Lepidoptera; Nymphalidae.